Helianthus annuus (common sunflower) is the source of this 699-nucleotide messenger RNA. Its product is annotated as macrophage migration inhibitory factor homolog. Gene Ontology annotation, molecular function: phenylpyruvate tautomerase activity. The record is from RefSeq and is a predicted model, not a curated record. Lineage: Eukaryota; Viridiplantae; Streptophyta; Magnoliopsida; Asterales; Asteraceae. The coding region runs from base 125 to 463 and encodes 112 amino acids. The transcript is spliced from 2 exons.
UCAUGUGUGAAAGUAAUUCGGUGCUUAGUGCUUACCUACUUCCAUUGCAUGAUCAUUCUUCAUCUAUAAAUAACCGUUAAAACCUCCUAAACUCCAUGUUCGAAACGAAGCAGAUUCAACCAAGAUGCCUUGCGUCCAGAUCUCCACCAAUGUUUGCCUCGACGGUGUUGACACUGAUGCCAUUUUCGCUGAAGCCACCAGAGUCGUUGCGCAAAUUAUCGGCCGGCCUGAAAAAUUUGUGAUGGUGAUAUUGAAGGGAUCAGUGGCUAUCUCAUUUGAGAGGAACAAAGAACCAGCAGCAUUUGCAGAAAUAAUUUCCAUGGGCGGCAUUACCUCUGAUGUGAAGAAGAAACUGAUAUUCCAGUUGGGCACUAUUUUACUAGAAAAGUUGUCAAUCCCAAGAACAAGAUUCUUUGUCAAGGUGUUUGAUACAACUAUGGCCUCCAAAUAUGCCAAACUCUAGCCUUUUUAGGGUUUGGUUUCUUGAAAUAGUAUACACUUUUUACAAAAUGUACCCUUAUUAUUAAUAAAUCCCCAGGAUUUUUUUCUUAUGAUUUUAGUGUAACAUCUAAUAGUUUACAGGCAAAAAGAUGAUAUCUUGAAGCUUGGUGGCUCAAGUAUAAUGAUCAUUUUGGAAAUAGAAUGAAGAACUAUGAAUGUUUUAGGGGCAAAAUGAUAAUAAACUCAAGUUUUAGUGUU